AGAGCAACAAGUGGCGUUUAUGACAUUCAAACGACAAGAUAGGCGCGUGGUGUUCUGUUAAUUCCGUUGGUUUCUUAAGCCAACGUUGCUCUUGUUCUGCCUACACUUAAGCUUUAGUUGCUUUUUUCUCCCCUCAAAUUCUUUCGAUUCUCAAUUGAAAAAAAAAAAAAAGAAAAACAUUGUCAUGAUCAGCACUUUUACAAAAGUCUCUCCUUUAUUGGUUAGAUUGGCUUGUUUAUAGUUUCUGGGGUCUGAUUUUAGUUUCGCAUGAAGUUGUAAAUACAUGAGAUUUUAGAUUCUUUUCUUGUUAUUCCGAUUGAAAACAGAGAAUUCGAUUCAAAAUGGCUUUCUGACAUAUGGGUGCUUUGGUUUUUGAUGAAUGAAAGCGAAAGUAGCUCCUCGCCCUUAAACUUAGGCAUAUAAUUUGGGAUGCAGGAGACGCAGAACCAGACAUUGGAGGAAGGGAUCAAGCUCCAAAGUAUUGGGAUCAUUGAGAUCAAGAAUUAUUUAGAGUCUCAUUUUAUUAAUCGGUUUGGAUGAAUGAUAGUUUUCGUAGAUGAAACAUGCCAAUUUUGAUCCAGGGGUAUGCGAAAAGAUGAAGAAAAGAAGAUCCUUCAAUUCAUAAUUAAAGUCGUGCAAAGGUGAAUUUUUGUUUUGAUCACAAUGGAGGCACCAGCAACUGAGCAGCCAAGUGUUCCUGCUCGUAGGAAAAAGAUGACCAAACAGUUAACAGGAAAACGUGAUGAUACGCCUCUACAUUCUGCAGCAAGAGCUGGAAAUCUUGCUGUGGUGAUAGAAAUCCUUACAGGUACUGGGGAGGAUGAACUGAAGGAGCUGUUGGCUAAACAGAACCAAUCUGGUGAAACUGCCCUUUAUGUUGCCGCCGAAUAUGGUUAUGUUGAUUUGGUUAAGGAGAUGAUUAACUAUUACGAUCUUGCUGAUGCCGGGAUCAAAGCUAGAAAUGGGUUUGACGCAUUACACAUUGCUGCUAAACAAGGAGAUUUAGAUGUAUUAAAAGUGCUACUGGCGGUCCAUCCAGAAUUAGCUAUGACCGUUGAUUUAUCAAACACCACGGCUUUGCACACGGCUGCAACACUGGGCCACGUAGAAAUUGUGAAAUUUUUAUUGGAGGCUGGUAGUAGCCUGGCUACAAUAGCAAGGAGUAAUGGUAAAACACCAUUACAUUCUGCAGCAAGAAAUGGGCAUCUGGAGGUUGUAAAGGCACUUUUGGUUAGUGAACCUGGGAUUGCACCAAGGACUGAUAAGAAAGGGCAAACUGCACUUCACAUGGCAGUGAAGGGUCAGAAUCUUGAAGUGGUGAAGGAAUUGAUCAGGGUCAAUCCUUCAUUGAUGAUAAACGUGGUUGAUACCAAGGGAAACACAACCUUGCAUAUAGCUACGCGGAAGGGAAGAGCUCAGAUUGUUAAGUUGCUACUUGGAUACAAAGAAACCGACACAAAAGCUGUUAACAGAAGCGGUGAAACUGCCUUUGACACUGCUGAGAAAACUGGGCACCCUGAGGUUGCAACUAUUCUGCAGCAGCAUGGAGUUCAAAGUGCUCGAAUCAUCAAGCCUGCAGCAUCAAAUUCAGCCCGUGAGUUAAAACAAACUGUGAGUGAUAUAAAGCAUAAAGUGCACAAUCAACUAGAACACAGCCGCCAAACUAGAAAGCGUGUGCAAGGCAUUGCUAAAAGACUCAACAAAAUGCAUGCUGAAGGUCUUAACAAUGCCAUAAACUCCACCACUGUUGUUGCUGUCCUAAUUGCUACGGUUGCCUUUGCUGCCAUUUUCACUGUCCCUGGCCAAUAUGUCGAUGACCCGGAUAAUAUUCCUCCUGGUGACUCCCUUGGGGAAGCAAAUAUAGCUCCAAAGCCUGCCUUUAUAAUAUUCUUCAUCUUUGAUUCCGUUGCCCUCUUCAUUUCUCUGGCAGUUGUGGUGGUUCAGACCUCAGUUGUAGUCAUUGAGAGCAAGGCAAAGAAGCAGAUGAUGGCAAUUAUCAACAAGUUAAUGUGGUUGGCUUGCGUGCUUAUUUCAGUAGCAUUCUUAGCCUUGUCAUUUGUUGUAGUUGGCAAAGAGGAAAGAUGGCUUGCAAUUGGAGUGACAAUUAUUGGAACAAGCAUAUUGGCCACAACUUUAGGCACCAUGUGUUAUUGGGUGAUUAGGCAUCGGAUUGAGGCUUCAAACAUGAAAAGUAUACGAAGAUCAUCAAUGGGGAGCAGGUCACGCUCCUUCUCACUGUCUGUGAUGUCAGAUUCUGAAAUUCUAAACAAUGAGUAUAAGAAAAUGUAUGCCAUUUAAUAAGACUCACGCCAUCGCUAGCUCCCUUUUUCCCAGAUGGCAUUACGGAUCUUUUGUCCUUUGAUGAUUAAUUACUAAAAUGUAAAUUUCAAGCUGAUCCUAGUUUUUCUUUUCUCAUUCUCAAGAUUUUGGUUAUUCUUGGGCAAGAACAAGCGAAGACUAGUUGUUCUCAAAGGCAAAUUUAUGAGCGAGAAACUUCUAAGGGCAAUGACAGCUAUGCUACAGGGAAAGGGGUUAUUCAAAUGAGAUGGAUGAACCAAUUGGACUGAGACCACUUUUUUUUUUUCUCUUGUUUCCUUUCUCCUCUUUGGACGCAGAUCUUAAUCAUUGGUAAAGAAUCUGAAGAAGAAAGCAUACGCCAUUGAGUGAUGAGAAGCAGAGUUGGACCCCAUGCAAUAAUGCAAAUGAACAAAACGGAGCAUUUACCACAAGACUUUCCCUGCUGACUGAAAAUUAUUAGAGAACAAAUAUCCGUACAUCGACCUUCUGGUGGAAACCACAAGAAAAUGUGGACAAAUUUUGAUGUUUGAAAAAUAUGGGAAAUUGAUGACUUGGGAUGGCAAACCCACCCAUAACCGGUGGGUUUUGAUUCGAUCGUAUUGUUUAAGAUCGAUUUUUUUUUUAAAUCAAA
Messenger RNA from Durio zibethinus, 2929 nucleotides. RefSeq names its product ankyrin repeat-containing protein At5g02620-like. Gene Ontology annotation, molecular function: protein binding. Gene Ontology annotation, cellular component: plasma membrane. Lineage: Eukaryota; Viridiplantae; Streptophyta; Magnoliopsida; Malvales; Malvaceae. The record is from RefSeq and is a predicted model, not a curated record.